This is a messenger RNA of Leptopilina boulardi, 4423 nucleotides long. It is a transcript of the gene rk, whose product is annotated as follicle-stimulating hormone receptor. Gene Ontology annotation, cellular component: membrane. The record is from RefSeq and is a predicted model, not a curated record. Bases 290 to 3367 code for a protein of 1025 amino acids. NCBI's taxonomy places the organism in Eukaryota, Metazoa, Arthropoda, Insecta, Hymenoptera, Figitidae. The transcript has 14 exons. Gene Ontology annotation, biological process: G protein-coupled receptor signaling pathway. Gene Ontology annotation, molecular function: protein binding; G protein-coupled receptor activity; protein-hormone receptor activity.
UUAUCCUCAAAUCAUCAAAAAUCAUCAAUUUUUUUGGAAAACAGUUUAAGAAACAUAAAUUUACACAAUUUUCAAGAAAAUUCAAUUUGAGUUUGAUCAAGCAAGUUUGAUUAAUUCUAUAAGAAAAAAAUACUGCAAUAAUUGAUGCUACGAUCCAUAUCUUCAAAUCAUCAAAAAUCAUCAAUUUUGGCAAAAAAGAAGUAAAAAUUCCUUUUUUUUACUUGAUUUCAAAAAAUUAAAAUUCACUACUCAAAAAAAUGCAGUAAAUUGAAAAAACGGAAAUUGAAGAAUGACGGCAAUGAUCUUGAUGACGUCAUUUUUCGUGAUAGUAUUGACAAGCGAUUGGUGGAUUUUGGGACAAGCGAAAAUAGUGGAAAAUUUUGAAAAGUGCAAUGUGACAAACGACGGAAGGGAAUUUGUUUGUAGGGGGAUGGGUUUUCAAUCGAUUGAUGAUAUACUCAAAAACAAUGAAUUAAAAUCGAUGGAAUUCAACAUCACGAAAAUUGACUUAAUGAACAACAAUAUAACGCACAUUCCAAUAAAUGCUUUUCAACAUUUUUCCAGUUUGGAAAUUUUGUUACUUCGACGCAACCAUCUCAGAUACAUUGAUGUCAAUGCAUUUACAAAUCUAACAAAUCUCAAAAUCCUAGAACUUGAUGACAACGAGUUACUAGAGAUUCCAAAGGCAAUUGCAUUACUGCCAUUUUUAGAAGACUUAUCGUUAUCAAAUAAUAGGAUACAGAGGCUGGAAGCGAAUGAUUUACAAAAUACUUUGUACCUGGUGUCUCUGGAUUUUCGUGGAAAUCCCAUAAGAGAAAUUCAUGAGCACACUUUCCAGAAUCUUGCAAGACUUCGAAAAUUAAUUUUCUCCAAUGUAAAGGAACUUAUUGAAUUCCCCGUUUUAAAUGAAACAGCAGCCUUGGAAGUGUUGCGACUCGAUCGUGCUCACAUUCAAUCUGUUCCGGAAAAUCUUUGCCAACAAUGUCCAAAACUUAAGAGUUUAGACUUGAAAUCAAAUCGUUUAACGGAAGUGCCCAACUUAAAAAACUGCCAUGACCUUCGGGUUUUAGAUUUAACGAGCAAUAUGAUUUCAUCUUUAUAUGAAAAACCUUUCGAAGGUCUCAGCGCUGUUCACGAUUUGCUCUUAUCAAAUAAUAAUAUAAAAAUUAUUCCACACGAUGCAUUCUCAGGCUUGACACGUUUACAAGUUUUAGACUUGGAAAGUAAUUAUAUCGAAUACAUUCAUCCCGAUGCAUUUAAGGAAAUUAAACACUUAGAAGAUUUAAACUUGGGAAAUAAUAUAUUUCCAACACUGCCAAUAGCAGGUCUCGCGGGUUUAUUGCAUUUGAAAACAUUUAAUAAUCCAGCGCUAAGGGAAUUUCCAUCACCGGAAAAAUUUCCAAAAGUCAAGACAAUGGUACUUUCUUAUGCCUAUCAUUGUUGUUCAUUUUUAUCAAUUGAAUUAGAAGAAAGUAUCACUAAAAUUCCUGUCGAAGAAUCAGUUCUAUUUCCCACUGACAAUGAAUUUGAUAUGAGUCUUUGGAAUUCAAGUUUAACCGACGUUUGGCCUCAAUUACAUAACUUGAGCAGCAAAUUUGGAUCACAAAUAAAUGAACUUCUGGAUAACUUUGGUUCAGAUUUUACCUAUCCGGGAAAUUUGCCCUCAUACGUUGAUGACUACUUUGAGGAACACGAUGGACGAACACUAAGUCAAAAUACCCAUCCCCAGCAAAUUCAAUGUUUACCACAACCUGGUCCAUUUCUCCCCUGUGAAGACUUAUUCGAUUGGUGGACACUGCGAUGUGGCGUUUGGGUUGUUUUUCUCUUUGCUCUACUUGGAAAUGGAACCGUGGUGUUUGUGUUGAUUUUUUCUAGGAGCAAAAUGGAUGUUCCUAGAUUUCUCGUUUGUAAUUUGGCAGCCGCUGAUUUUUUUAUGGGAAUUUACCUUGGUUUAUUGGCUGUAGUCGAUGCCUCGACACUUGGUGAAUUUCGAAGAUACGCAAUUCCGUGGCAAAUGUCCGCUGGUUGUCAAUUGGCGGGAUUUUUAGGAGUUCUAAGUUCUGAAUUAAGUGUCUAUACACUUGCAGUGAUAACUUUAGAGCGAAACUAUGCAAUUACACAUGCAAUGCAUUUGAAUAAACGUCUUUCAUUGAAACACGCGGGCUAUAUAAUGACCGUUGGUUGGGGAUUUGCAUUAUCAAUGGCGACACUACCGCUUCUUGGUGUUUCGGAUUAUCGAAAAUUUGCCAUAUGUCUUCCAUUUGAAACAACUGGCACUGCAUCACUCAGCUAUGUUGUAUUUUUAAUGAUGAUCAACGGUGUUGCUUUUCUUAUUCUCAUGGGUUGUUAUUUAAAAAUGUACUGUGCAAUUCGUGGUUCACAGGCAUGGAAUUCCAAUGAUUCGCGAAUAGCAAAACGAAUGGCUUUGUUGGUAUUCACGGAUUUUCUCUGUUGGUCGCCAAUUGCAUUUUUUUCACUAACAGCAGCAUUUGGACUUCAACUUGUUUCAUUGGGUCAGGCAAAGGUGUUUGCCGUCUUUGUAUUACCAUUGAAUUCCUGUUGUAAUCCAUUUUUAUAUGCCAUACUCACGAAACAAUUUAAAAAAGAUUGUGUCCUCAUUUGUAAGGCUAUUGAGGAAUCAAGAGUAACACGUGGAAUUGGAAGAUGUAGACAUAGUUCAAAUUUUAGUAAUCGUCAAACACCGGCUCAUAUGAAUAAUAGUCUUGUCGAUAGACAUUCAAGGGAAAAUCAACAGCAUCAACAAUGCGUUUGUGGUUCGAGAAUAUUGAAUCGUAAUCAAUGCAAUGAAAGAUGGUGGGGUGCUAAAUUUUUUUUACCAUGUUCAAGAAAUCAACGACAACGUCACGUGAGAAGUGAUCAGUAUUCUUAUCAAAUUGCUGAAAUUCAACAGAAACAACAUAAACGAGCAUGUUCCGUUUCGUCAAGUGAGAAUUUCUCUUCAUCAAGAUCCGAUUCAUGGAGACAAGCACAUCAUUGUGGAAUUCCUUUGAGGUUACUUGAUCCUAACAGAAGAGCUUCGUCUUGGUUAAUAACGAGGAAACCAUCUCAGGAUUCAAAUUUGAGUUCAUCACGUAAUGAUUCAUCGGGAUCGGGAACAACGGCAAGUACAAGCACAUGGCGUAUGUCCAGGUCAAGUGCAUCACUCGAGUUAAAUUGUCGAACAACUCAACGUCCACCAAGACCAAAACCACGAUUGACAAGGCAAUUAGCUUUUCAGGAACCUGAUCCACCGGGUUCUCCUGGGAGACUUGCAGUACGACUUCUUGCCACUAUUCCCUCGGCGGCUGAAAUGAGCGAUCAGCAAGAAGAGGAAAAUGCUCUCACAAACGAGACACCUGAAUCUUGAGUUUCUCUUCAUUAUAGAGAUACGAUAUAACUUUGAAGACUGUUAUUAUAUAUCUAUAUUAUAUAAAAUCGAAACUUUUAAAAAAUAAAUUUUUUUUGAGGUUAGAAAACAAUAUUUAUUAAUUUUUUUUUUUUUAAAGUUAGAAAUAAGCUUACUAAUCCAAUUUGCAUUGUAAUUUAUUUAUAAAUAAAAAUUUAAUAUUUUGAGCUGAGAACAAUUUUAUUAUAAAAUAUAAAAAUUGAAUUAUAUAGAACUUUUGCGAUAAAAAAUAGUUUAAUUAAAAUUACAGAAAAAUUUAGUUUCGAGGUUAUGUCAAAGUCGAAUCUUUAGCGACAAAUACGAAUUCGACAUAUUGCCAAAAAAAAGUUAAUUCAUUUCAAUUCAUCUGAAUUAGUUUUCUUUACUGGGUAUAAAAACCUAUUUUUAAAGGUUUAAAAUUUUUAUAAAAAUUAAUCAUAAUUUCAAAUGUGAAAAUAUACAGAAAUAAUAUAAUAUUUAUAAAUAACUUAAUAUAUUGUAUAAUUUUUUUUAGUAAAUUUUGCUAUUAUAAGUUCCUAAUUACAAAAAUAGGAUAACAAACUUACCAAAGACAAAAAAAAAAAAAGCUAACCUAUGUUACUUUUUUCACUGCCGCUAAAAUACUCGCUUUUUAAUAUAUAAGGCUACGUCCACAAUAGUCUCCUUAUAUUAAGCCUUAUGCACAGUAGUUUGUGAACAAAUGAGAUGGAAAAGGAUAGAAAUAUAUCUUGUGUCGUUUUCUAUCUCAUACAUUAAAUUCGCAAACUGUGCUAACGGUUUUAAACACAUAAGGAGCCUAUUGUGGAAACAGCCUAAUAUAGUAAUUAUUAUUAUUCAUUAUAAUUAGAAAAAAAAAUCUAAUUUUUUGUUUCAAGUGACAAUUUUUUUUUUUUUUUUAAUAAAUAAAUAAUGAUAAGCAUUUAGAUUAAAAUAUAUGCUCGAUUAUAAGAUAUAUUGUAAUAUGUAAAUGUAUAUAAAAAAAUAUUAUAAAUUUUUUACUGAGAAUUGGUCCACCUCUCCAUGUCUUCAUAUUAUUUA